This is a messenger RNA of Nicotiana tabacum (common tobacco), 3101 nucleotides long. NCBI's taxonomy places the organism in Eukaryota, Viridiplantae, Streptophyta, Magnoliopsida, Solanales, Solanaceae. The record is from RefSeq and is a predicted model, not a curated record.
AAGAAACUGCUCUUUCUUGAUCUCUGAACAAGCCAAGAAACACUAGGGGAUAGAAAUGGCUGUUGCAUCGGUGGACUUUUUUAUAGAUAACCUGAAGCAGCUAUUGGAAGACAACAAAGAUCAUAUUCCUGGAUUAAAGGAUGAUACUGAUUCUCUGCUUGUUGACCUUAAGAGUUUGAAGGCCUUUCUCAAGCAAGCUGCAAAAAGCCGCAGCGAAAACGAAAUUGUGAAAGACAUGGUAAAACAGAUGAGAAUAACUAUCAACGAAGCCGAAGAUUGCAUUGAGAAAUUUGUGAUCGAUACUAAGUUACAUCAGAACAAAAUGAUAACAAAGCUUUUCGACACAUCCAGUGCUAAAAGAACUAGAGAGGCUGCAACUGAAAUCAGAUCAAUCAAGGAGAAAUUGAGAGAUAUUCGUCGAAACAGUGCCUAUGGCUUUCAGACCUUUCAACUCGACGAACCUCACAGCAGAUACCGGCUGCAGGAAACUCAUGUAAUGGUUGAAGAUGAUGUGGUGGGCUUUGACGAGGAGGCACAAACAAUAGUGAACCGUCUUCUUCAGAAAUCAGGUGACCUGGAGGUUAUCCCAGUGGCUGGCAUGCUUGGUCUUGGAAAAACAACCCUAGCACAUAAGAUAUUCUGGGAUACCAUGGUUCGACAAGAGUUCAAGGAAUUCAUCUGGAUUGCUGUUUCUCAAAGGUUCGACAGAAGGAAGGUGCUUCUGAAUAUCAUCAGCAUAUUAGACCGUGAUGCCGGACAAUAUCAGGAUAUGGCUGAUGAUGAACUAGCUGAUAAGAUUCGUCAGGUUUUAAUUGAAAAAAGAUACUUGAUUGUCCUAGAUGAUGUAUGGGCGAGCGAAGCCUUGAAAGAGAUCAUUUCUGUUUUACCCAAAAACAGCUACGGUAGUAAAGUCUUGUUGACCACCCGAGAUACAAAUGUGGCUAAUACGUGCAAUGAACAGCCUCAUCAUUUAAAGUUUUUAUCUGAUGAUGAAUGUUGGCAGCUACUACAGAAGAAGAUUUCUCGCAAAUGCCCCCCGGAAUCGGAACCUCUUGGUAAGGACAUAGCUAAAAGAUGUAAUGGACUACCACUUACGGUUGUGUUAAUUUCAGGAAUACUAAAUAGGACAGGAAGGACAAGAAAUGACUACGAACGAGUUCUUCAAAGUCUGAGUGAAGGCUUCAUUCUUAAAGAACUUGAGAUAUGCAAGAACUUGAUUCGGACAAGUUAUGAUACUUUGCCUUUGAACUUGAAACUCUGUUUCUUGUAUUGUGGUGCUUUUCCUUUAGGCUUUGAAAUCCCUACAUGGAAGUUACUCCGAUUAUGGAUCUCCGAAGGAUUCAUUCAAAAUCGAAUGACAUCAACACUGGAAAUUGUAGCUGCGGAGCACUUGAAAGAACUUGUGGACAAGAACUUUCUGAUUGUAACAAAAAAGACCUCCGAUGGACAAAUCAAAACAUGUUGUGUUCAUGACAUGUUGCAUGAGUUCUGUAGGCAAGAAGCUAGUGAGGAGAAUCUUUUCCAAGUAAUAAAACUAGGCAUCGAGCAAUCUUUCCCUAGAAACCAGGAAUUAGCCACCUAUCGUCGCCUUUGCAUUUGUUCCUCCAUGAUGGAAUUUCUUUCUGCGAAACCACUUAGUGAAUACCUUCGGUCAUUCUUAUGUUUUUCCUUAUCCAAAUCCGAUGAGGAAAUUACCCGAUCCGAGGCCGCAAAUAUCCCAAAAGCAUUUCCAUUACUCAGGGUGCUUGAUGUUGAGUCCAUCAAAUUCAAUGAUGUCAGCCCCAAGUUUUCUCAGCUAUUUCAUUUGAGGUACCUUGCUUUCUCAAUUGGCUCAACAAAUAUCCUUCCUAAAAUUAUAGGGGACCUCUGGAAUCUACAAACUCUUAUAGUUAUGACGACAGAGGGAAAAACUCUCAACAUAGAAGUAGACAUAUUGAACAUGCCACAGCUAAGGCAUUUUCACACAAAUGCCUCAGCUAAAUUGCAUCUCCCUACUGACCCGAAAAAAGAAAUUUUCUGUACUUUACAAACCCUUUCUACAAUAGAACCUGAAAGUUGCAAAGAGCAUGUAUUUGCAAGGUCACAGAAGCUGACAAAGCUAGGUAUUCGUGGGAAAAUAGCAGUGUUUUCCCAAAACAUCACGGCUGAGACAUCCUCCAAAGUUCCAUCCUCCAAAUUUAAUGAUCAGUUAAAAUGCCUUGAAAAUUUGAAGCUACGAAAUGAUGAUCCCCCAGUAGACGGGAUGUGCCUUCCUCCAAAUUUGUUCCCCGCGACAUUAAAGAAGCUAACUUUAUCAGUUACCUGGUUGAAGUGGGCUGAUAUGUGUAUACUUGAGGACUUGCCAGCCCUAGAAGUCCUUAAGCUGAAACAACAUGCGUUUAAGGGGAAUUCUUGGGAGUCAAAGAAAGAUGGUUUUCCUUGUCUUAAGGUCUUGUUGAUUGAAACGACAGACCUAGUUACCUGGAAAGCUUCCGAUGAUGUCUUUCCAAGUUUAGAGAGGCUUGUUCUUAAAGACUGUAAGUUUCUCGAGGAAGUUCCUCUCAAACUUGCUGCAAUAUACAGCUUGCAAGAGUUGAAACUGGAGAACACAACCAGCAAAGCUGCUAAAUGUGCCCGGGAAAUACAGGUCCACAGUAAAACUGCUUUCAAGCUCUCCAUCAUACCUCCGAUUUCUGAUUCCAACUAGUCAGACCGCUUCCUUCACACCUCUACUCAAGGUUUUGUACUGGUAAGGUUGUGUUUUGAGGUCUCCAUAUACAAUUGUGUUGCAUCUACAUCAUCGAUAUAUUCUGGAGCCUUGUUUCGCGCUGUUAGUGCAGUUUGCUAUUCUUCUACAAUGCCAUGGUGUGGACCUGGUUUUGCCACUAUGCAUUGAUGUGUUGCAUCUAUCUCGCCAAUGUAAUCUGGAGCCUUGUAUUGUUUUUAUUGAGAUUCAGGCGCUGCUAUGAUUUUUCCCUUUUCGAGCUUGUAUGGAACAACCUUGUCUGUAUAAUUAGUGUGGGGUGGUGACUGUGUGUUCAUCACUCUGCUUGGAAACCCAAAUUUUAUUAUCCAUUGCUUACUUUGGAAAUGAUUAGAGAGAUUCUGUUGUCUCCUUUUUA